This is a messenger RNA of Triticum dicoccoides, 847 nucleotides long. RefSeq lists its product as uncharacterized. The transcript has 3 exons. NCBI's taxonomy places the organism in Eukaryota, Viridiplantae, Streptophyta, Magnoliopsida, Poales, Poaceae. The record is from RefSeq and is a predicted model, not a curated record. The coding region runs from base 1 to 840 and encodes 279 amino acids.
AUGGCGGAGCUUGCAUGGCGAUUGGAUGCGCACUACUGUAAUCACCCACCCCCCAAAUCAGAAAUCGCCGCCACUCCUCGUGCUCCGUUGGUUCGAUCCGCCGGCGGCGACGCCACGCCGGUCAGGUUUCCCGGUCGUUGGGCGGCGGCCAAGCUUGGAGAUGGGAGUUGGAGCCUGCCUGGUGAUGGGAGUCGGACGGCGAGCUGUGGCGACAGGCGCGCCGCGCCCGUGGAUCGGUCGCAGAUUGCGUCGCCGCUACAGUGGUUUGAUUCCGGCGUCGUCGUCGGUCCGAUCAAGACCGGGCGCCGGCUGCGGAGGUGUCCCGGCGGUGAUCCACGCCGCGUAGGCCGGGGAUUUUGGCUUCGGCCGCUGCUGUUCAAAGAUGCAGACAAGUCCUGUCAGGCCGAACCCCCUGCGGUGGCGAAGACGACGCGAUGCCACUCAUCACUCCAUCAGCUGCAGUGUGUGGAACAGUGUCAGGUAUCCAUUUCUCACUACUGGAGACGACGCAUCGGAUGCUCUCGCUGUUUUUGCUCACUGUUCUUGCAGCAUCGGAUGCUCUCGCUUUUCAUCUCAUCUGAAAAGAUGUCGGGCAUCAAUUAUUUCUCUGCAUCAAUCAUUGCCUUUUCCAGCUUGCUUUGGCACCCAUACACAAUUGUCGGGCAUCAAUUUCUCUCCAUCAAUCAUUGUCGCUUACUGCUCUCCAUCGGCAGCUGCUCCAUACCACAAAGCACACGCUCCUGCCGGCUGGACCUGGAUCCCCUCCUCAUUUUGCUCCACCCACCAGAUCUAGCUACCAUUGCCACUGCAACUUCUGAAGCAGCGAGGGUAGAGAGAUAGGCAUGGA